CCAGCUUUCAACAAUUUCUCACUAUUAUCAUCGACCUUCGUACUCACUGCUCACAAACAAACUAUGUCUAGCACAGCUGGUCAGGUUAUCAAGUGCAGAGCUGCUGUGGCUUGGGAAGCAGGGAAGCCUCUGUCGAUCGAAGAGGUAGAGGUAGCGCCUCCGCAGGCCGGAGAAGUGCGUCUCAAGAUUCUCUUCACCGCCCUCUGCCAUACUGAUGUUUACUUCUGGGAAGCCAAGGGACAAACUCCGUUGUUCCCUCGUAUAUUUGGCCACGAAGCCGGCGGGAUUGUGGAGAGCGUAGGAGAGGGAGUGACUCAUCUGAAACCAGGAGAUCAUGCUCUUCCGGUAUUCACAGGCGAGUGUGGAGAGUGCCCACACUGUAAGUCGGAAGAAAGCAACAUGUGCGAUCUUCUGAGGAUCAACACGGACAGGGGUGUCAUGAUCAACGACGGCAAGUCCAGAUUCUCCAAGAACGGACAGCCAAUAUACCAUUUUGUGGGAACUUCCACAUUCAGCGAGUACACCGUGGCGCAUGCUGGGUGUGUUGCUAAGAUUGACCCCUCUGCUCCUCUUGACAAAGUUUGUAUUCUUAGCUGCGGAAUCUGCACAGGAUUUGGUGCCACGGUAAAUGUUGCAAAACCAAAGCCUGGUUCCUCUGUUGCCAUUUUUGGAUUGGGAGCUGUUGGCCUCUCUGCUGCUGAAGGGGCAAGGGUUUCUGGGGCAUCCAGAAUUAUCGGGGUUGACUUAAUGUCCAGCCGUUUUGAGAAAGCUAAGAAGUUUGGGGUCAAUGAGUUUGUGAACCCAAAAGAUCAUGACAGACCUGUACAAGAGGUAAUAGCUGAAAUGACAAAUGGGGGAGUGGACCGUGCGGUUGAGUGCACCGGGAGCAUCCAGGCCAUGAUCUCGGCAUUCGAAUGUGUCCACGAUGGAUGGGGUGUGGCGGUCCUGGUUGGAGUGCCAAACAAGGAUGAUGCAUUCAAAACUCAUCCAGUGAAUUUCCUGAACGAGAGGACUCUGAAGGGCACCUUCUACGGCAAUUACAAGCCGCGUUCUGAUGCGCCUUCUGUUGUGGACAUGUACAUGAGAGGGGAGCUGGAACUGGAGAAGUUCAUAACUCAUUCUGUGCCUUUAUCGGAGAUCAACAAGGCAUUUGACUACAUGUUCAAAGGCGAGUCCAUCAGGUGCAUCAUUCGUAUGCAAGAGUAGAACCAUGUGUGCCGUCAGGAUUCAGAGUUUUCUUUGUGGGUGUGAAAAACACGAAUAAAUUAGCUUCACACCAAACUAAUUAUAAUGCCCCGUGUAUAUUAUCAAAUUUGUGCAGUGUCGCAAUGUUGAGAACCGUACAUAAGGACGUUUUUUACUUGAAAUUUUGGCAUCUGCGCCUUCCAACGCACAUUGUAAUACCAGUGUAUGCGAUAUCGUAUUUCUUUGAUACUUAUGUUUGAAUAAGAACUUAAGUAGGUGUGUUAUUGUUGGCAAAAAAAAAA
Molecule: messenger RNA, 1487 nt
Organism: Neltuma alba
Lineage: Eukaryota; Viridiplantae; Streptophyta; Magnoliopsida; Fabales; Fabaceae
Product: alcohol dehydrogenase 1-like
Exons: 10
Coding region: 64-1206 (380 amino acids)
Biological process (GO): formaldehyde catabolic process
Cellular component (GO): cytosol
Molecular function (GO): alcohol dehydrogenase (NAD+) activity; zinc ion binding; S-(hydroxymethyl)glutathione dehydrogenase [NAD(P)+] activity
Source: RefSeq, a predicted model, not a curated record